Messenger RNA from Pyricularia grisea, 435 nucleotides. RefSeq lists its product as uncharacterized. Lineage: Eukaryota; Fungi; Ascomycota; Sordariomycetes; Magnaporthales; Pyriculariaceae. Gene Ontology annotation, cellular component: mitochondrion; nucleus. The coding region runs from base 1 to 435 and encodes 144 amino acids. The transcript is spliced from 3 exons. The record is from RefSeq and is a predicted model, not a curated record. Gene Ontology annotation, biological process: mitochondrion organization.
AUGCCUCGCCAGUCUCGCCCUGCCGCUCGCCCCGCCGCCCGUCCUGCUGCGCCCUCCCAGCAGCAGCAGAGGCCUGCCACCACCUACGCCGCCCCGACCGCUCCUCCCCCAGCGGCCGCCGCACCUCCCCCGGCCGCUGCCCCGUCGGCCGGCCCGGGUCUCUUUGGCCAGAUGGCCAGCACAGCUGCUGGUGUCGCAAUCGGUUCUUCGGUCGGCCACGCCAUCGGCGGACUCUUUAGCGGUGGCUCAUCGGCCCCGGCCGAGACGACACAGGCUGCCGCUCCCCAGCAGCAGCAACAGCAGCAGCAGAACAACUGCGCCGGUGCCGCCCAGAACUUCACCAAGUGCAUGGAUGACAACAACGGAAACAUGCAGAUCUGCAACUGGUACUUGGAGCAGCUGAAGGCUUGCCAGGCCGCCUCUACCCAGUACUAA